AUGUUGGGGAUUCGAUCGUUCAGUCAUGCUGCUAGAUUAUGUCAGUCAUUGGACAAAUACUACUCGCCGCAGCUACUUAAAUCUAUCGAACUAGCUCAGAAAGCCAUACCAUCAAAUACCAACUUUAAAGUAUCCCAAGUAGAGUUUUCACCAUCUUACUACGAUGAUUUCUCGAAGAUCGAUUCGUACUGGGAUUAUAAGCCUGGUAUGCCAAAUUUACAUGCCCAGCCUGAAGAUCUAUGGCAAAAUCCAAUCUACGAUUGGUCAGUGGUGCAGCAGCCAUUGCCCACUGCGACUGGUAAAAUAAUGCCACCUGGUGCAACGCUGCCAAGGGAAGGUGGUAGAUCCUCAAAGACUUUAGACGUAGCUCAAGGUUUAAGCAAACAGACGGGUGUUGAUGUGGACUACAUUACGAGAAAACUGAUCAUGAAGCCAUUGGUUAUGAAGAGAGUAUCGAAUCAGACGGCAAAGGGUAAGAUUCCAUCGUUUUAUGCGCUGGUUGUGGUUGGUGACCGUAACGGUAUGGUUGGGCUUGGUGAAGGUAAGUCUCGUGAAGAAAUGUCCAAGGCAAUCUCCAAGGCUCAUUGGGAUGCAAUCAGGAAUUUAGUAUCGAUUCCUCGUUAUGAGAAUAGAACUAUUUACGCAGAUAUCGAUUACCGAUACCAUGGUGUUAAGCUACAUCUGCGUAGUGCUAAACCGGGGUUUGGCCUAAGAGUUAACCACGUCAUAUUCGAAAUCUGUGAAUGUGCAGGUAUUAAGGACUUGAGUGGUAAAAUUUACAAAUCGAGGAACGAAAUGAAUAUAGCCAAAGGCUGUUUAGAAGCUUUUACCAAUGCUCAGAAAACUUUGGAUGAAAUCGCCCUCGGUAGAGGUAAAAGAAUCGCAGAUGUUAGAAACGUUUACUACUCUUCUUAA
Molecule: messenger RNA, 915 nt
Organism: Zygosaccharomyces rouxii
Lineage: Eukaryota; Fungi; Ascomycota; Saccharomycetes; Saccharomycetales; Saccharomycetaceae
Gene: MRPS5
Product: mitochondrial 37S ribosomal protein uS5m
Exons: 1
Coding region: 1-915 (304 amino acids)
Biological process (GO): translation
Cellular component (GO): ribosome
Molecular function (GO): RNA binding; structural constituent of ribosome
Source: RefSeq, a predicted model, not a curated record